This is a messenger RNA of Centropristis striata (black sea bass), 2492 nucleotides long. It is a transcript of the gene mtrf1, whose product is annotated as mitochondrial translational release factor 1. Bases 225 to 1541 code for a protein of 438 amino acids. NCBI's taxonomy places the organism in Eukaryota, Metazoa, Chordata, Actinopteri, Perciformes, Serranidae. Gene Ontology annotation, molecular function: translation release factor activity. The record is from RefSeq and is a predicted model, not a curated record. Gene Ontology annotation, biological process: translational termination. The transcript has 9 exons.
UUUUAAAUUAAUUAAUUAAUUUAUUUUUAUUAUUAUUAUUUUAUUAUUAUUUAGUUAAACUCAGGAAUGUGUAAAGUCCCGGUCCACACUCCAUAUCAGUAGGUGGCGGUAAUACACCAAAAAGUUGUUUGUCAACCGCCAUAAAACAACACAAAGAAGAAGAAGAAGAAGAAGAAGAAGAAGAAGAAGAAUUUUUACUUUACUAAUUACUCUUUAGUGGUGAAAUGCUUCUCAGCAGCUGGUGUCGGCUGUGCUCUGUGUGUAGCCGUGUAGUUUGCAGCAGCAGAGGGAGGAGAGCAGGAUGGAGGACACUAACAGGACACAUGGAUCUGAAACACACUAACACACAGGUUCAGCACUGGGCUGCAGCAGCACCGAGGCGCCUGUGUCACAGUGAUCUGGGAGACUUGUACAAGGCUGAGUGUGUCCAGAGGUAUCUUCAGCAGCUCAUGGAGGAGCACAGAGACAUCAGCAAGAAGUUACAGCAUGCAUACAUCAGCGAGUCAGACAGAAAAGUGCUUCAGAAGAAGCACACAGAGCUGCAGCCUGUGGCUAAUGUGUUUGAGAGUAUAGAACAAGCCCUGAAAGACCUUGAGGAAAUCCUUGCACUCCUACACAGUUCAGCUGGUACUAAAGAUGAAGAUGAACAAAUGACCCAACUCUUGAAAGAGGAAGAAGAAAAUAUCUCCUGCAAGAUUUUGGCCUUAAGAAAAGAUUUGGUCAAAGCUCUUGUGCCCACCGACCCUCUGGACUCCAGUAAUAUCAUGCUGGAGGUUGUAUCAGGACGAACAACAGGAGGUGACAUAUGUCAGCAGUUCACCAAAGAGAUGUUUGACAUGUACCAAGGUUUCGCUUUUUACAAGAAUUGGGAUUUUGAGGUCUUGAACUACGCUCCUGCAGAUUAUGGUGGUCUGCACCAUGCGGCAGUGAGGAUAGCUGGUGAGGAUGUGUACAGACAUCUGAAGCAUGAAGGAGGAACACACCGGGUGCAGAGGAUCCCAGAGGUGGGCCUCUCCUCCAGGAUGCAGCGGAUCCACACAGGAACCAUGACCGUCAUUAUCCUGCCUCAGCCAGUAGAGUUUGACGUCCAAAUUGAUCCAAAGGAUCUCAGGAUCGACACAUUUAGAUCUAGUGGACCUGGGGGCCAAGGCGUCAACACCACGGACAGCGCGGUGCGCAUCGUUCAUCUUCCCACAGGCAUAACGGCUGAGUGUCAGGAGGGUCGCUCUCAGCUGAAAAACAGAGACACCGCUAUGAGCAUGCUGAGAGCCCGCAUGUACCAGAGCAUGAUGGGUAAAGUGACGGAGCAGAGGGAUGCAUCGCGGAGGCAGCAGGUGGGAACACGCUCCGGGUCGGAGCGGAUUCGAACCUACAACUUCAGCCAGGAUCGAGUCACAGACCACAGGACCGGAUAUGUUACGAGAGAUAUUAAGGAGUUCAUGAGAGGAGGAGAGGCUCUGCAUGAUCUUAUCUCUGAUGUGCUUGAACAUGCAGAGCGGGAGGCUCUUCUGCAGCUGGCGGAGAGCAGCAGCGUGCGAUGAGUCUGACACAUUCAGUACAAACAUAAUGUAGUAGGGCUGGGCGAUAUGGACCAAAAGUCAUAUCCCGAUAUAUUUAGGCUGAAUAUCGAUAUGUGUGAGAGCAAAUGAUCAGUCAAAGUCAAAGCCAAAUAUGACAUAUCACAAGUAGUUUUAUUGAAACUGUUUAUUUAACCCAUUUAAGCCGGGAAAGCAUUAUCGCAUUUCUACCAUUAAAAUCAAUUAUUUAGUAGGCGUUGACACUUCUGUUGAAUUUCCAGAAAAACUUCAGGUUUUAUUUUGAAAUCGCCCAGAGGUUUUAAAGGCAUUUUUUCCAGGCGCUUUAGGCCUAAAUGGGUUAAGUGAACAUAAAUACUAUAUACUUUUGUUUCCCUUUUAAAUCCAAGCUCCAUAAAGUGCAUAUUUGAAUAAAAAAAAUCUUAAAUAGAAAUAUCCUGUGAAAUAAAAUAGGCCAAUCUUUUUCUGAAAUAAAUAUGUAUAUGAGAAAAAAAUAAUGAACAUUACAAAAGAACUAAAUAUGAUAAACCCUAGUAAGGGCAGCAUUUAUAUAUAUAGAAUAUAUCGAUAUAUGCGAUAUGGUCUAAUUCCAUAUCACAUUUAAAAAGAUAUAUCUAUAUAUCGCCCUGCCCUAGUAAGCAUUAAUUAAUUAAGAUUAAGAUUUCCUUUACAAACCCUAGUAAGGGCAGCAUUUAUAUAUAAAGGAAGAAAAAAAAAAUUAAACUAUAUCAAUAUAUGCCAUAUGGUCUAAUUCCAUAUCACAUUUAAAAAUAUAUUGGUAUAUUUUUUAUAUUAAUAUAUCGCCCAGCCCUAUUAUGUAAUCCAGUAUAUGCAUUUUAUGCAAUAGAUUGUAAUAUUAAUGUAUGCUUGUGCAAUAGUCACAUUGCAAAUGAUGCAAUGUAAGACAAAUGGCACUCACUCAAAAUGAAGAGUUUUUUAUAUUUAAAUAAAAUAUUA